This is a messenger RNA of Microplitis mediator, 2963 nucleotides long. It is a transcript of the gene spas, whose product is annotated as spastin. Gene Ontology annotation, cellular component: microtubule cytoskeleton. The transcript is spliced from 6 exons. Gene Ontology annotation, molecular function: microtubule severing ATPase activity; ATP binding; ATP hydrolysis activity. Lineage: Eukaryota; Metazoa; Arthropoda; Insecta; Hymenoptera; Braconidae. Bases 384 to 2561 code for a protein of 725 amino acids. The record is from RefSeq and is a predicted model, not a curated record.
AAUCUGGUUGUAUGUGACCAGUCUCUAGCACGCAAGUGAACAAAAUGAAGAGGGGUGCGCACGCGGGUGCAGAUAAUAUUGGGUAGAGGUUCAGCGAAAUACAUGUAGAUUGUGCAUUGGAAUUUGACAAGUGCGUGCAGUUAUUUCUAGAUAAAUAGAAUCAAUAAGAUUGCGUGUUUUGUAUUACUCUAAAAUAAAAAAAGGAAAACCAGAACCAGGAUAAUUCUGCACCCAGCAAGUGGGCCAAUAAUUCAAAUAAAAAUCGGGAAUGUCGAAGUGGCUAACAGUUGAGUGUUCGAGUAAAUUAAAUAAUCAGCUUGAGGACAAGGCGAAAACUAAAAAUAAUAAUUUAAAAAAAAAAGAAGUAAAUACCGCGGGAGGAAAUGUCUUACAGUGAUGGCGGGCGCUCAAUACGUAAAUCCGGAUCAAAGUCGCCAAAAAAAUUACGAGUUACUAAAUUAGAAAACAGUGAUAAAGCAACAACAACAAUAAGCUACGGGAAUCAUCAUCAUCACCAUCACCAUCAUCAUCGUCAUCGGCAUAAUUUAAUUGAUGGACCACAACCGUCUAUACACAAACGUAAUCUCUAUGUCGUUUCGUUCCCACUUAUUCUUGUUUUUAAUGUGUUGAGAACUCUGCUUUAUCAGCUGUUUGUUGUUUUUAAGUAUCUGUACGCAUCGACAAACCACUUGAUUCGUAGAACUAAAGCAAAUAAAGGACAGUGUCAGUUUGAGAUUAUUGUUAGGCCUGAAACAAACGAUUUGUUGGCUGUAUCAAGUGAUAAAGAUAGUUCUGUUAUGUCGCAAAUAGCAAGAAGACCUGGGCCUGGUCCUGGUGACCCGUUGCUUGCUAAACAAAAACAUCAUCAUCGACGCGCAUUUGAAUUUAUUAGCAAGGCUUUGAAAAUUGAUGAAGAGAAUGAAGGACAUAAAGAGAUGGCAAUUGAAUUAUACAAAAAAGGUAUUGGAGAAUUAGAGAAGGGAGUUGCUGUCGAAUGUUAUGGAGGCAGAGGAGAAGUUUACGAGAGAGCACAGAGAUUACAUGAAAAAAUGCGAGCUAAUUUGGUAAUGGCCAAGGAUCGACUUGAUUUUUUAGCGAAUAUUUGUGCGCUGAAAAAACUGGAAGUAGCUAAUGACUGUCGUGGUGGUGAAAAAAGUACUGAGGAGAGUACUUCUGAUGCUUCUGAUAGUAAUAAUAAAAUAAAGUAUCCAAGAAUAAGGAAAAAUUUAUCGGUAUUACGGUCAAAUGAAUCUUUAAUGGACCCUAGUAAUAAUUCCAUCAAACCCUACAUCAAUAAUUCUCAUACUGCCAAUACAACUCACGGUACAAAUACACAUAUUAAUAAGUCGACAAUGCAAAGACCAUUGUCGCCAAAAAAUAACCAUACUCGUACUUCAGAAGCAUCUGGUAGGAAGCUGACUGUUGCGAGUAAACGUGUACCGGGGACAAUAAGUAAAAGUCAAACAUUACCGCGGAGUAUGGGUCGGUCGACACCAACACAUUCGUGUCAUCGGACGACACCAAUAAAGCCUUUGGGGACACCUCCGUCCAUGAAACGACAGUUAUCAGUGCCUGGAAAUGGAUCUCCUAUAAGACGUCCCGGUACACCUGGAGGUUCAAACAGCAACCGUGGAACUCCAUCGAGAAAAGUUCCAAUGUUAAAAGGAGUUGAUCCUAAAUUAGCCCAAGUUAUUUUAGAUGAAAUAUUAGAAGGUGGUACUGCAGUACAGUGGGACGAUAUUGCUGGCCAGGAAGUUGCUAAACAAGCGCUACAAGAAAUGGUAAUACUGCCGUCUCUUCGACCUGAACUGUUUACAGGUCUGAGAACACCAGCACGAGGUUUGUUGCUAUUUGGACCUCCUGGUAAUGGAAAGACUUUAUUAGCUCGUGCUGUAGCAACUCAAUGUAAUGCUACAUUUUUUUCAAUAUCUGCUGCUAGUUUGACGUCGAAGUAUGUCGGCGAAGGAGAAAAAUUAGUAAGAGCAUUAUUUGCUAUUGCACGAGAGCUCCAACCGUCAGUUAUUUUUAUUGAUGAGGUUGACUCUCUGUUGAGUGAAAGACGUGACAAUGAACACGAGGCAUCAAGAAGAUUAAAAACAGAAUUUCUUGUUGAGUUUGAUGGGUUACCUUGUAAUCCAGAUGAACGUGUUCUUGUUAUGGCGGCAACUAAUCGACCGCAGGAAUUAGAUGAAGCAGCAUUAAGACGAUUUCCUAAACGUGUUUAUGUUACUUUGCCAGAUCUUCAAACCAGAGUAACACUUUUAAAGAGACUUUUGGGUAAACACAGUGAUCCAUUGACAACUGAAGAGCUUCAUAAGACAGCAAUUCUUACUGAAGGAUAUUCUGGAAGUGAUUUAACUGGUUUAGCAAAGGAUGCUGCUCUUGGACCUAUUAGAGAAUUAAAUCCUGAGCAAGUAAAGGCACUUGAUUUAAACCUCGUUCGCAACAUCACUCUGCAAGAUUUUUUGGAUUCAUUGAAGAGAAUUCGCCGAUCCGUAUCACCGUCAAGCCUCGCGGCAUUUGAAAAGUGGAGUCUCGAGUACGGAGAUGUAAGUCUUUGAUUUAUAAAGCGCCCAUUUAAGGGCUUCCGUACUUGAAUAUCUGUAAUAUCUCUAAUAAGAGAAAAAAAUAAUAAAACAAAAAAGCGCUCACAUUUUUACUACCAUUUUUGCAUUGAGGAUAAAAGUACUGAAGGAUCUCAAAGCAAAUUUUGUUAUUAAUUACAUCCAUAAGUAACAGUGAGGAUUUUUUAAGUGAUACUAUUAGCAACUGCGAAAAGAUAAGUCAUUUAAUAAAUUUAAAUUGUCUAGAAAUUGGUAGAAAAAAAAUUGUUUCUAUAGCUUCAAUUAAUUUUUAAGCAUACUAAGAAUAGUUAAAAAAAAAAAAAAGGAGUAUAUUUACAUUUUUAAAUGCAACAGUGCACGUCCAUAAGGAUAAUAAAAUAAAAAUGAAGAAUAAAAAAA